GAUUUUAUAAGAAUAAAUAUCAAUAUAUCUGAUUUAUAUUAAAACCUCUUGGAUUCGAAAAAUUUUUGAAUAAUAGGGUCGUUGCGUAAAAAAAUUAUAUUUUAUUAUCUAAAAGACUUUUCCGUAACAAAUUGUAGAAAACAAAUUUUUUUCAAAAAUAUUAAUAAUUGACUGAGUUAUAAUAAAAUGAAAAUUAAGACCGUUUGAAACGGUACCUUCUUCGCGCGCUUGCUACGUGACGUCAUAUGCUGGUACGCACGCAGGCUACGACCGUACAGCACACACGAAGGAUACAUUUAGUUGGCCGAAUAUGGAAAAUAUUGCUACCAAUUCAAAAAAAGAGUCGUAUAAGUGGUGUUUUGUACCUAAGUGUACUAAUACAAGUAUCAAAACACCGAAUAAAAUAUUUUUAACAGUGCCACGUGAUAUAAAACGUCGAAAAACAUGGAUGAGAAUGGCUAGACGUGAUGAUGUGACGAAUCCACCAACAAGUUGUUUGUUCUGCUGUGAAGAUCAUUUUAACUUACAGGAAGACAUAGACAAUUAUUGUAGAUUUAAAAUAAUGGGAGGACGAAUUCAAUUGAAAAAAGACACGGUUCCACAUAUUUUUGAUUGUCAGGAUAGACAGAAUACAAGUGAUAAAGCUGAUAUGAAACCGGGAGCUGCAAAACGGAAAAGAAUACAAACUUUGCAGGAUAUGGAAAAGGAAGUAUCAGAGAAAACAAUGGCUAAUGAAAUAGAUGCAGGAUGUUCUAUACAAACAGUGAUGGAUGCUACUGAUGAUGCUUUAAUACAAGAAAGUAUGGAUAUUGAUGAGAGGGAUAAUUUCGAAAUACGAUUUAAAGAUGUUGGUAUACAAGCAAAGCCACGUUUCAGAAGUAAAGCUAUUCUUUGCAAACCUAUAAGUAAAGACAUGGCCUGUUCUCCUAUUAAACAAAAUAUAAAUGCAGAAAAAAGUGGUAUUGAUAAAUCCAGCAGUAAUAUUACUGAUGAUACUAUCGAUAAUAUUACAUCGAUAAGUGAGGAUACUUUGAAGAGUACCGAUGAAUAUUUUCCUUCGAAAGAAUACACGAGUGAAGAAUUAAAAACGCACAAAACAGAAUCAGACAAUAUUACGAGAGAGUUGAAGCUUUCCAUUAUAAAAAAAAACCUAAAAUGUAUAUAGGUAUUCCAGAGCAGUUUUUAUAUGUCAUAGAUCUUU
Molecule: messenger RNA, 1201 nt
Organism: Solenopsis invicta (red fire ant)
Lineage: Eukaryota; Metazoa; Arthropoda; Insecta; Hymenoptera; Formicidae
Exons: 2
Coding region: 311-1165 (284 amino acids)
Source: RefSeq, a predicted model, not a curated record